AUGAGGGAUCAAUUUGUCUGGGGUCUGAAGGAUGACUCUAUCAAGAGGAAAUUAUUAGCUGAGAAGGAUGUCAGCUACGAGAGGGCAAUUGAAAUUGCCAGUGCUAUGGAAGCAGCGAGACGAGACAUGGUGGAAUCUAGUGAAUGGGGUACACCGAUAGUACCAAUUCUGAAGAAGAAUGGUGUUGAUAAUAUUAGUGCUGAUUAUCUCUCAAGGGCUUUCGAAUCAAGUGUGGAGGAAUUGGGAGAGAAUGAGAAGAAUGAUUAUGGUUAUUUGAAUUUUGUUGAAGAGGAAAUUGUAUUGUUUGACUCUGAUUUGGUUAAAAGCGAAAGUGAGAAAGACUCUGUGAUUAAAAAAGUGAUUAGCUUUGUAUUAGGUGGUUGGCCAAGGGUUAAAGAGGAAGGUUUGGAAGUUUUCGAGUGCAGGAAAUUAGAAUUACAUGUUGAGAGAGGAUGUUUACUGUGGGGACAUCGAGUGGUCGUGCCAACGUCGUUGAGAGCUAUGGUGUUAAAAGAGUUGCACGCAUCUCACAUGGGAAUUGUCAAAAUGAAGGCACUUGCUAGAUCAUAUGUAUGGUGGCCUAAUAUUGAUCAUGAUAUUGAACUAGUACCUAAAUCAUGUUUAUUGUGUCUCGAAAAUGGGAAUAAACCACCUAGAAAUCCUUUGACAGUGUGGAAGUGGCCAGAAGGUCCACAGUUUCGGAUUCAAGCAGAUUUUGCUGGACCAAUUAAUGGAAAGAUGUUCAUCAUUAUAGUCGAUGCAUAUUCGAAGUGGAUUGACGUGCGUGAAAUGGCUAAUAUCACUUCAGAAUCUACAAUUGAAAUAUUUGAAGAUUAUUUUGCAGUUUGGGGAAUUCCUGUAGUUCUCGUUACUGAUAAUGGUACAAGUUUUACUUCAAAAGAAUUUGAGGAUUUUGUUAAAUAUUAUGGAGUGGAACAUAUCAGGACGCCGCCAUAUCAUCCUGCAUCAAAUGGUGCAGCAGAAAAUAUCGUUAAAACUUUUAAAAAUAAGUUAAAAGUAUUGAUGAAGUCGGGUAAAUCUGCAAAGAAAGCUUUGCGAAUCUUUCUGAUGAGUUAUAGAGCCACUCCACAUUGUACUACCGGUUUUACACCUGCGGAAUUACAGAUGGGUCGAAAGAUGAGGAUUAAGUUAGAUUUCCUUCGUCCGAAUCUUCGCCAUAGAGUUGUGAAACAACAAGUUAAACAACAAUUCUACGCACCGGGUACUCAUCAAAGGAGUUUUGAGAUUGGUCAAAGAGUUAUGGCAGCAAAUCAUAGCGGUGAUAAUUUUGUUUUGGCUACUGUGGAGGAACAACUAUCUCCAGUGGUUUACUUGGUGAAGACUAUGGAUAAUCGUCUGUGGAAAAGACACGUUGAUCAAUUGAAGGGAUGCGCAGUUUUCCCUGAUCACAAAGUGACAACAAUUCCUAAUGAAGUUGUUUCUGAAGUCAUUAGUCCAAGUACGAGUAAUAACUCAGAGUUGUUCUCUCAUUCAGUAACAUCUGAGAACAAUGUUAUAACACCUGUCCAUGAAACGACUAUUACAACACCAUCGGAGAGUGCAACUCAAGCAGUGUCAACUACGUUUGAGAAUCAGCCCGUUACGUUGGAUGUUCCUGCCCCAGUAAACAUUCCGGAUGUCGAUACUUCUUUACGUCGAUCAACUCGUGUUCGUCGUGCUCCAACCAGACUGAAUUUAUAA
Molecule: messenger RNA, 1701 nt
Organism: Diachasma alloeum
Lineage: Eukaryota; Metazoa; Arthropoda; Insecta; Hymenoptera; Braconidae
Exons: 3
Coding region: 1-1701 (566 amino acids)
Biological process (GO): DNA integration
Molecular function (GO): nucleic acid binding
Source: RefSeq, a predicted model, not a curated record